AUGCCGAGCACAAUACGUCUCAAUUCGGUCCCAGUAGCUAGCUGUGGCACUUCCAUGACAUACGAUCCGCACAUGCGACCGUCCACGGCCUGUUCACCUCAGUCUGCGUCAGGCAAUCCACAAUCCACAGGACCUAAUAUGAGCCGACUGGCUUCAAUUCUCGUUCCGUCCGGUACGUUGUGCCCUACGAAUGACAUCCAAAAGCCAUCACCGUACCUUGGUUCAGGUGGUGGUCCCUUGGGCACAUUUUCCCCCAUCACUAGCCCACUGGCUCUUCUUCCGGUCUUGAUUGAUUCGGGUUAUGUGGAUCAUGCGUCUCCUGUUUUGUCUACUUCUGACGGACAUCAGCCCGGUUCAACCGGUCCUGGAGGUCCGUCCUCUGGUGAGAACGACUCUGUGCAUCGGCGAGAUAAUUGUACGAAUCGUGGUAGUUCUUCACACCCGGCUCCACCUGGUGGUGGUUCUGUUGGUGGUGUUAACUAUUGUUCUUCACUGGUCCAAUCCGAGACAAAUGGUCACAACACUGUUGUAUUGACCACUCACUCCAAUGCUUUGAUAUUGUCCGCCACACCCGCUGACUCAUUGUCUCAAGGUGAGCCAUUUGUGACCACGUGA
Molecule: messenger RNA, 615 nt
Organism: Echinostoma caproni
Lineage: Eukaryota; Metazoa; Platyhelminthes; Trematoda; Plagiorchiida; Echinostomatidae
Source: the annotation of a GenBank genome assembly